Didymodactylos carnosus is the source of this 3264-nucleotide messenger RNA. Lineage: Eukaryota; Metazoa; Rotifera; Eurotatoria; Philodinida; Philodinidae. The record is from the annotation of a GenBank genome assembly.
AUGUAUGAAAUGCGUUCAAAAUGUUUAAAUUUAAAUAAAGACUAUACAAAUGUUAUUCAAGUACCAGAUAAUGGAAAUAUUUUAGAAGAAUUUAUUAUACGAGACAUCGCAAAAGAUCUUGUUAAAGCAACAGAUGAUUAUAGCCGACUUGAAAUACAAUGCGAGCAAUUAAAAGAACAAAUUCGUAUAGCAGAAGAAAAUCCACCGCCGCGCGUUUAUCUUAGUAUACAAGAUCGUCGCAUUUUAGAUUGGCACUGUGCUAAUUUAGAAUUUGCUAAUGCAGCUCCUCUUUCGUGCUUAUCACUGAAGUACUGGGAUCAAGAUGAUGAGUAUGAGUUUAGUGGGUGUCAUUUAACUGGUGUUGAAGUCAGUGUUGAAAACGUUGAUGAUUCAAAAACUUUCGUCAAAGAAACGUACGAAGGUGAUGCCGUUCUGGUCACCGUGCCAUUAGGCGUUCUGAAGGAAAAUGUCAUUGAAUUUGAACCAAUGUUACCGGAAUGGAAACAAUCGGCUAUUGAUCGUCUAGGCUUUGGGAAUUUGAACAAAGUCGUAUUAUGUUUUGAAAAGGUUUUUUGGGAUCCGACGCACACUCUGUUUGCUCACGUUGAAGCAUCGACGUCAUGUCGUGGAGAACUGUUUUUAUUUUGGUGUUUUGUUAAACCACCUGUACUGAUCGCUUUAAUUGCCGGUGAAGCAGCCAAUGUUGUUGAAUGUGCAACAGACGAUAUAAUCAUCGGACGAACACUCGUUGUGUUGAGAAAUAUAUUUGGAACCGCGUCUGUACCAACGCCAAAAGAAACAAUAGUCACACGCUGGAAAAGCGAUCCUUUCGCUCGUGGUUCUUAUUCGUAUGUCGCUGUUGGAGCUUCAGGUGAUGACUAUGAUAUUCUUGGACGUCCGGUGAUAAGGGAAAAUGAAACUAUUCCGAGAUUAUAUUUUGGUGGAGAACAUACAAAUCGAAAUUAUCCGGCAACUGUUCAUGGUGCUUUAUUGAGUGGUUUGAGAGAAGCAAGACGUAUUGCUGAUACAUUUCUUGGCUCCAUUUACGAAAUUUCGACUGGAAUGAACAAUUACACCCAUUCGUACGGUGUUCAACGAGUACCAAAUACACCAUCAGCUGAAACGUCGUUUUGCCAAGCAGGUUCACACACUGCCACUGGUGGGCAAAUUAAACGAAUUGGACGAGAUAUUAUUGAAGAUUUAUUUUGUGGAAAGAAAAAUUCUGUUCAAUGUUUAAAUGAAUACUGUUCAAUGAUAAAAAAGCCAAUUACAUUUACGGAAGCUGGUUGCCAGUAUCGCUAUGCAAAUUAUGCAACGAUUGAUGGUAUUCAGUUUCCACAAGGAACGGGCAAAAGCAAAAAGGAAGCGAAAAUAUCGGGUGCUCGUCAUGUAUUUGCCGCUCUGUUAGAUCUCGAUGAAGAAGCCUUUGAUACGAAAUUUGCUGGUAUGAGUGAUGUUAAAAUUGAUCGCCAUGGACAUAAAAUUGUUGAAAAUGGUCCAAAUCUUCCUGAACAUCUGUUUACGGCUGAAAUUGUUGAAGAAUUAACACGAAAAUUAAAUGAAUUAGCUGUUAAUUCCGAACUAUUUAAAUCAAAAGGAGUAGCACAUGCUUUACAUCGUACUGUUACGGGACGACCAUCAUCAAGUGUAUCAGCGUCGGGUUGUAGUGAAGACAAUGCCAGUAUUUACAGUGAAACAUCAUUUAAUAAAGCCCGUCCUCCAUCAGUCGUGUCGUAUACAAAUGGUCAAGGAACACCCACAAGUGGGAUAUCAGCAAAUCAACCUAUACAAAACCCAAUAACAAAUUUACAGGAUUAUUGCAAAGCCAAUAUGAUUUAUGUUGAUAUUAAAACAAUUCGAUGUUUCUCUGAUGAAAAUUCAGCCUCGAACAGUACUCAUGCACCCUUUCGUUCAUGGGUAUGUUUAGAAAACGAUAAUACGAAAAUUGCUGAUGUUUUUGCAUUUACGGCCACUGAUGCGCGACGACGAGCUGCACAGCGUGCAUUGGAAGCGUUGAUGAGACGUCAACCACAUCAUAUUAUUCAAUCUAAACCGAUGGUCACAUUAACAGAAUACGAAGAAAUAGCCAAUACUGUUGGUGAUUUUGUGAAGCAUAUAAAACAAUCCGAUCAAGCACAAAUCUUCCAGUCAAUGGGCAGUCGCUAUUAUGCCGCCUUUGUUUUGAAAAAAACACAUCGUGAUGUUGGCAAAGUUGUGGCAUUUGGAAUUGGUAGUCGAUGUCCCGAUCCGGAAAAUGUGACAGAAAAUGGGGAAUCGUUACUGGAUUGUCAUGCAUUAGCAUUAGCUCGCCGCGCUCUCAUUCAAUAUUUUUACGGUGAACUGACAAAUUAUGCAAAUGGAAGUUCUAUUCGAACAAUAUUAGAAGGAAGUGAAAAAGAUCCAACAAAAACUCAAUUAAAAAAUCAUGUAUCAAUUCAUUUGUUGAUGAGUGGUGCUCCAUGUGGAGAUGCCAGAGAUUUUUUACCAUCAGACACAGAUGGACACAUGUCACCGUACGAUGUGGUUCAAAUGAGAGCAGCAGGUCAUGCACCAGUUUAUGACUUGCCAGAUCAUGGGCAUCUUAAAUAUAAACUUUCAUCUGGACUCGAGACAAUAUCAGCCGAUCCAUUGCAACGAUUUGCCAUCAUGUCAUGUAGUGACAAGAUAUUAAAGUGGAAUGUAUUGGGUGUUCAAGGUGCAUUAUUGUCAAAUUUAGUUGAACCAAUCAAAAUAUCAUCUGUUACAUUUUUAAGUGGCUUUAAACAACAGCAUACAUCACGUGCAUUAUGUUGUCGUUUGGAUAAAGCGGCGGACCCAGUGUUCGUUCAUCAUCCCAUGAUUGGACGUAUUAAAUUUCCACAGCCACAACCGGAGACAUUUUAUGGUCCACCCCUCCUGUUAGGAUUAGGUUGUCGAAUUCAUAGGUUAGAUGAUCAUAGUUAUUCAUGGUCACAGUCGUAUCAAGGCGAAAUUUUGGAUGCUAAAGCCGGACGACCAAUAACAGGUGGCAUAAGUGCAAUAUCCAAAGUCGUUUUAUUGAGCGAAUAUAAAGCGAUAUGUCAAAAAAUGAAACGUAUUGUAUCAGUUGAAUCCACAUAUUAUUCACUCAAACAAUCAGCUACGGAAUAUCACAAAAAGAAAAAAGCAAUGAUAAACUUUUUAGAACUAUCUAAAAUGGGCUAUUGGUCAUUUGAAAAAAAGCAUUUAGAACAGUUUAAAUGGCAUUCGACAAUCGCUCCAAUUGUUCGAAAUAUAACAGUUUAA